CACACACACACACACACACAUUGAACGUACGUACACACGUACACAUAGUUACAGAUACAUUUUAUUAUCAUUGUUUUUUUUUAUAUUAUUUUCUCUUUUGUACGCUUGUCGUACGCCACCUAUGUGAAAUUGUGUAUUCUUAUUACCUAGCUCUGGCUUCUUGUAGUGCUGGUGACGCUGGUGUUCCGAUUGGGCUACUUAAACAUACAUUUAAUUGUUAUUGUUCUUAUGACCCCGUGAAGUUUGUUAUUUUGUUCACUGUUCAUUAAUACCUAUAUAUUUUUUUGUAAUCACAUCAAUAUGGCGUAGUGCCGUUGUUCUAUUUUGUCUUCGUCGUCACCGUCACAACCGUCGGAACCAUAUAGUGCAAGUGCAAUAUAGUUUCGAUAAUAAUCAGUAACUAUACAACUUAGGUACCUAACUACUUAAUACCUACCUAUUUACUCAGUAGUAACCGUAUAGUGUAAUCGUUGUUUUAUUUAAUCUCUUCAUUGUUAACGUUUUGGUUUUUGAAAAUACAAUUAUAUAGAAUUAUAUAAUAUAAAAUGCAAUAUACCUACCAUCUAUAUUUAAGUGUUUUUGUUGUUGGUGUGUAACGAUGAAGAUGAAUUAACAGAAUUCCAUGACUCCGACGGUUUUUGGUACGAUCCCACGCCGGAUAUUUGUAGCUUAUUCAUAGCACAGCAACAUUGGCCAUCAACUUACAAUUAUGACUACAUCUAUCAGAUCCAUUCCAUCUGACAAGGUAUAGUGUUAUUGAUAAUUAUUUUUUAUUAUUAUAUAUUAAAUGUUUCAUUGAUCAUUCUUUUCAAAAUUUCAUUAAAUAGGUAUUACAAAUUGGUAGAUUAUGAAACAUUGAUUUGUGUUCACAUACAAUCUUAUUAGAAAGUAGGUCCCUAUGUUAUCAUAAUACAUUUUAUAUAGGUACAUUACAAGUUAUCUACAUAUAGUUUUCUUAGGUUCCAUGUACCUAUUUAUCUGAAAAUUUUAAUUUAGUACAUAAUCUAUAGUUAAAUUUUUUUAUAUUUCAUGUAUAGCAGUUUUUCAGUAUAAUAUGGGUACUAUCAUAUUUUUAGAUUAACUAACUUAUAGAGAAAGUCUAUCAAUAAGUCUACCUUACUUUGUUUUAAUUGAAAAAUAAUUUUCUUCAUUCAAAUUUAGAUAAAUCAAACUAAAAUUAAUUUUAUAAUUAGAUAGAUAAUUCAUUUUUUUUUAUGUAUUAAAUAAAUAUGAAUCGUUUAAAUAUUACCUAUAUCUAUCUAUGUUUUAUUUAUAUGUAUAUACUUGUAUACCCAGAUUUCUACCUAUAUUUUAAUAGGUAAUACAAUAUGUAUUCUAAUUAUAACAAAAAAUAUUUAAAAUGUAUAAGUACCUAGGCACCUAUUAAGUACUCUAUUCUAUUCUAUUAUUUUUGUUUUUCUCUUCACCUUUAUCUUAUAGUGGGGUCAGUUACUGUUAUUUUUUCCUUCCACAUCUCAAUAUUUAUCCACCAUUUCUUCAUCUACUCCAUACGUAUGUCUUUUCAUAGUAAUAUUUCUUAGAAAUACCUUAAAAGUUACCAUAUUAUGUUUGGACUUAUUUUAUUUUAAUAAAGUUUCUUUGUUCGAGUUGUAAUGUUUGUUUAAACACCAUACAAAACUAAUAAUUCUUUAUAAUUAAAAAUGCUAUUAAACUACAGUGAAUUUCAGUUUCAUAUGAAGCAUUGUACUAUUAUAUCUACCUAUUCAAAUUAUAAAUAGCAGGAUGAAAAUAAAUGGGAAUAGUAAUUUUAAUGUUUGUAUUCAAUUUAAUUUGAAAUUUCGAUAGUCGCAGUCUGUUAUUGAUAUUUUUAAGGAUAUUAUAACUACUUAUUCUAAUUAGUAAAAUAUCCAAUAAAAAUUAAGUGUGCCUAUCAUUAAUUAUUUAAUUUACUAAUUUUAAUAAUAAAAAAUUAGUAUUAUAUAAGCAGUAGAUACCCAGUAUUUUCUAUAUUAUUCAUUGUAAUGUCUAUAUUACUUUAGUAUGGGGUAAGUAGUAACUAAAUGUAUAAAAAUAAAAUUCUGAGUAAACUAUUCAGUAUGUUUACCUUUGUAUUUAAUAGUUUUCUUAUGUAGGUACUCACUUGCUUUUACUUAAGUAAAUUUUACUUCAUAAAAUAAGUACAUUAGGUCAUUAAAUAAGUAAUUUAUUAAUCUGCUAAUGGAUUAUCAUAUUCUAUUAAUUUCAAUAUAUUUUUACUUUAUGGGACAACCUCUUUUUGAUAAUUUUUUUUUUCUUUAUUGAAACUUUUAUGGUUAAGCAUGCUGAGAACGUUGAUGCAUUCAGAAUUUGGGGCUUGGACUUAGUUUAUAGUGUUAUAUAACACAUAGAAAUCAGUUCAAUAACAUUAUGUGUAUUAUGUUGUUAUCAAGCGAACAAGUGACAAUGCCUGGUCUCUAGUUCCACCUGUAAUACUUUUGACUUUACCCUAUUACCUACCUGAUGAAGUUUUGCACUUCACAUCGAGAGUUAUUUUCUAUUAAACUUGUCUGAGUGAGUUCAGCGAUCAAAUGACCACAUCGAGUAUAUAUGUGCAUGAUAACAGUCUUACGGGAGGAUCGAAUGCUGAACACUAAAUUAUAAUAAAAGCAUAGUUAUUACUGUGAAACAGAUUGGCUUUUAUACCCCAAUUUCUGGUUUCACUAACACUUUCAUCAAAAAUUAUAGUCAAAAAAAUGAGUGUCCUUUAAAGUAGAAAAGUUCCGUGGCAUAGAAACAUAUAUUAGUAUCAUUAAACAUACCUAGUACCUAUGUAGGUUUUAGUUUUGAUUAAUUAGUUACUAAUGGUACAUGUUGACAUUUAAUAAUUACAACAGAUAUAAUUAUUUAAUAAUGAAACAUUUAUCAAUAUUAUAUUAAGAAGUUCGAUUUGUUUAAGCCCCCCCCCCCAUCCUAGUAAGAAAGGGUAAUUUGGCCGUUUAUUAAACUUAAUUAAAAAACUAUAGUAUUACAUACAAAUUUACCAGACCUUAAAUAUAAAGCAAUGAUUUGUAAAAAAGCGUCUUGACAUUUUUAAGUAUGACGUUUUAAUUUAUGAGAAACUUUGUCAACACAUUUUUUUUCUAGAUGUCUGUAUGUUCUAUAUUUUAAAUAUGGUACAUUUUUAUGUAAAUGUUACAGUUUUUAAAUUGGUUAUUUUUCAACCCUUUUGCAGCACAUGAAGAACUACAUCUCCAAAUUUCACCAAAAUUACUCUUUUAUACCUAUCAAAACAUAAAAUGUAUUAACAUGAUCUAAAUUUUUUUCCUUCAAAAUAUUAUAAUUUAUAAAAUAAAUAGUAUUGAGUACCUUCAUUGCAAUUUUCAUAAAUGUGAAUAUCAAUCAUGUCAAUACUAAGAAAGCUGUUUAAAUAUUAAAACAUUAAGUUAGAUAACUAUUUCUGAAUCUAUUGUUUAGUGUACAUAAUUUAAAUUUGUUUACAUUUUAUCAAUUUCAUAGUUGAUUCUAUAAGAAAUUAUAAUUAAAUAGUAGCAAUUUUUAUUUUAUCUAGUUUUAGCUCUACUAUAACUAAAUUGCUUCAAUUAAAUAAUCAAAAAUCAAAUUAUGAGAUGGGUAUGAUAUUUAUUUAAUAAUUAAGCAUUAUACUUACCUGAAAAAAAAAACGAUAAAUGCUAUAUCCAAUAUAGUAUCACAUUUCCAAAUUAUAGUGUCUUCUUUUAGUAAAAACCUAUAUAAAAUAUAAAUAUUAACUUAUGUUUUUGAAAUUUUCAAUUGUAUUUUUAUUACUAUUCAACCAAAAAUAGGGCAUGUAUCUACAAAAAUUAAAUAAAAAAAUAUUUAAAAAUAAUAUAAACUAUAAUCUAGAUAGUUAUAUACCACAGUUUUUAUUAUAUGAGGUCUGUUCAAAAAGUUCUGGGACUGUUUGAAUUGCGCGUCAAUGGAGCAUCCAAGAACAGUAGAAUUGAUAUUAUUGACUUCCUCGACUCCUCCAGAACACAUCUAUUUGUGUAGUUUGUCUAUAACAUUUUUUGUAAAAUAUUGUUUUCAUAUUUGGCAAUUUUGUAAUAAAACCUAGAAGAGAGGUUUUUGGAGCAGGGGGUGGUGAAGUAGAUAAAAAAAACUGUCAAAUAAAAUAAACACCAGUCAAAUCAAAACAAAGAAAGUUACAGAGAAUCUACAAUUGUAAAUGUACUUCAGAGGAGUCACAGAAGUUAGUGAUAUCGAUCCUCCACUGCUCUUGGGCGUUCCGUUGGCGCGCAAUUUAAACAGUCCCAGAACUUUUUAAACAUAUCUGAUAUUUAAUGUUAAUGUCUUAUGAUUAAACUGUGUAAGAUAAGGCAUGUAAGAAGAGUGAUUAAAAAGUAUAAAUGUAUUAUAUUAAUUGAAUAAGUUUAUUGGGUGGAAGUCAAUGUACAUAGUAUUUUAUACUAUACAAUACAUUACAACCCUGAUAAAAACUAAUAAAAAAUAAGAGAAUGUGCCAAGGUGAUACAGUAGUAUCAAUUUUGUUUUUGAAUGAUUUCUACAAGAAUAUUUGAAAACUAUAUAAAAUUAAUAAUUUUUAUUUUAAUUUACAAUAUAUUUGAUUUAUUUAUUUUCUUGUCAAAUAUUUAUUUUUAUCUUUUUAAAUACUAAUAUCCACUACUAACAAUGAUAAGCCCAAAAGGUUAAAUUGGACUUAAAUGGACCAGUUUGACUCAUUUCAGUACGUUUUAUUUUAUAAUUUUAAAGUAGGGAAGACUUAGAUUUCAUUAGUGAGAAUAUAGUAAAGUUCUAAUGAGCUGGGGUUUGACUGGGCCUAAAAAUAUUGGCUAACGUAUAACAUUAUAGAGCUCUACUUUCUAUCUACAACAGUAUCACAUUCACCAGCAGUAUCAGCUCUUCUUUUAAAUUUUAUUUGAAUUAUAUACCUUUAUUUUAUUAUCAUAUUAUUAUAUAUACAUAUUAUUUUCAUCUAUUUUAUUAUUAUAAUACCUAUUCAGUUUUUACUCUACUAUUAAGUAGAGUAAGUAUGUGUUACCCGUUUAUUUUUUUUUCAUUUUUUUGAAUUAGUGAUGAGUUAUGAAAUAAUUAUUAAGUCAAUACAUAUUUAUAAUACUACUUUUAUAGAAAAUAAAUUGUAUUACAAUUUUUCAAAAUAUUUUUUUCUAUUUUUGAGUUGCCCAAUUAUAGCUGUUUUGCAUUUUCGGAUUAAAAAAUACGUUUGUUCAAUUUAUGUGGAUAAAAUUAUUUUAGCCCAGUAUAAUUGCCCAGUAAAUUUAAUUUAUAUUUGUCAUUAAUUGUUCUUAAUAGUUAAAAAAACACUAGUUUAAUUUACUACAUAAUGUAAAUUUAGUACUUGUUAAACUACAAAGUAAAUUAGUGUUUGAAGUUCAAAUUGUUAACUAUUUAUUUCAAAUAAUGUAUCAUUAAAUUCAAUAAAUAAUUACAUAAAUGAUGCUCAUAAACUAGCUCUUCAUUUUACCUGAAUCUACUUAGAAUUGUUCAAGUUGUAAUUAUGAUAUUAAUAAUCUAGUAAGUAAUUAUGCUGCACUGAAAACAGAUGAUACUCCGGUGAUUGAUCAAACAUCAACGUUUAGAUUCAGAGUGCAGCAAAGAAUUUAUUGGUUUUUCUGUUUUGUUUUUUCAUGUUUUUUGUCUGUAAACAAAUUUCCAAACAAAAAACAUGUUCCAAUCAAAAAAUGACAAGAGACCUUUUUUGUUGUAUCUUAGAUUAAGUUGUUGAGGAAGAAAAUAAUUUUUUUCAUUUUUAGUAUAGUUUUUUUUUAUUAAUUGAUGAAAACCGUACAAAAUGUAAGGAAACAGUUAAGUUUAAGAAAUUAUUGAUACAAUGUUGUUGUUAUAAUUCAGUUAAAAAAAUUAGUAAGGAACUUGCAAUUUUAAUUAAAAACUUGUAAUUGAUUUUUCUAGACAUGAUUAAAUUUUUAAAGCAUUUUAGCUAUUUUUAAGCUAAAUAGCUAUAAUUAUUAAUUUAUAAAUUCAUGUCCUUAUUUUUUUUAUUUAAUAUAAUUAAAAAUUAAUUUCGUGAAAAGAUUAACUUCUAUAGUUUUAAAAUUAGUUCAAUUAGUAACAUUCUGAAAUAGAUCUGACCACUAAGUGUAGAGUAUUUUCAACAGAGUUUAAUCACGACUACUUUGUGACUCCAUUUUAUAGUGCUUCAUGUAAUUUGAAAAUAAAAAAAAAAAAAACAAAUUUAAUUGUUUGCAAUGUUUAAAUGUUUGAAGUUAAUCUGAAAACUUGAUGUGGCUAGAUAAAUUUUGGGCAACCAAACUAAAAAUAAAAUGUGUGGCUUUACAGAUGAUUUUCCAUUCUGUAAAAACCAAUUUGCUAAAUAUUGUUUUUGGUUUAAAGUAGAACUAACUUCUCUAAUGUUCAGCAAGGAUUGUAUUGGUUUUACUAUGUGUGUUAUUUGUUUAAUGUGUGUAUAAACAAUUUUUCCACCAAUAAUCUUGUUCCUAUUAAGUGUAGGAUCUUUUCUAAAUGCAAAUAUUGGAGAGGUCAUUUUUUGAUUUUUCUUGUAUUUUUUUUUCAAUUAGAACAAAUUAUGCCAUAACGAUUUCCAUCAUUUUUCGAAUUUGUUUUUUAAUUUUCAUUAAGUUAAAUAUAAGUGUAGACAUUUUCCAAAAAUACUAGUAAUUUUUGAGUCAUUUUAUAGCCAUUUGUAAUUUUUUAGUUUAUUUAUUGGAUUUUAUAAAAAUAAAUUGUACAUAGUAGUCAAAAAAAAAAGUUAACUGUAAUAUAGUAGUUUUUUUAUAAACGUGUUGGAAGUACAAAUGUUGGCGAAAAUCAUAAAAAUUACGGCAUUCCAAAACAUAUUUAGCUGAACUUUGCUUAAAAUUGUAUUUAGUUUGCAAUGAUUUAUCUAGUUACAGGUAUAAAUUAAAAAACUUAAUGUAUCCUAUCUUCUUACCUUCCAACCUACAACAUUAGCUCAUUUUUUAAAUUUGUAACAUUAGAUCGAGUACUAGACAUAAUUAUUAUACUAAAUCACUCAAAUUCACAUUCAUUGUCCUAGUCUUAAAUACGUUUAUUACUUGGAACAUAGUAUAAGCUAUAAUGAUACGCUAAUCUUAGAAAGUAUUUUUUUUUUUUUUUUGUAAUUUAUUUCAUAGGACUUAAGAAACGAGCAGUUUCACAAUUUUAGAUCUAUAUAAUUUUUUGUCACCUUUGUUUUAAGAGGUAUAACCACCAGGUACCUACUUUUAAUUUUCAAAUAGCAACCCACAUUUAAAAUUACAUAAAUAGAUGAAGUAUUAGUUAAAAUAAAUUUUGGUUUUGAUAUUUUUGAUUUCCGUUAAUCUGUUAAUGAGAUAUUCCACUAAAUUUGGGCCGGGGGAGAGUAGUGGAGCAUCAUUUGUGUGGCAGCACGGCCUCUAAUGUUUGAAUAGUACUCAUUACUCUGCCCCUACUUAAAAAGUAGAAUAUCUCGUCAAUGGGUUGACGGGAAUCAUUAGUUUACCCCCAAAAAUAGGGGUGACAAAAAUUAGUAACAUAAAUUUAAAAUUGUAGAGCUGCUUAUUUCUUAAAUUUUCUAUAAAACUAAUUCCGAAAAAAGUUAAUAGGCUUUCUAAGAUAAUGCAUUUACCCACAUAAAUGGAUCACCUUGUAUUUUAAAAGGAACAAAAUCGAUCUGUUUUUAUUUUUCGAUUGGAACAAUAUUUCUGGUAGAAAACAUAGUUUGCAAAAAUUAACAAUAAUAAAAUCGUUAAUGCCGCAGCGCGCUGUAAAUAUUUUUUCGUUUUACCUAUAAUUUUCUUUCCGGGUUUUCACAUUUAUUUUGAAAAUUUCUUGGAAAAUCAAAAAUUUACCUUUCAAAACAUUGGAUUACGAUUUCUUUUCCAAAAGUUGUUAACAGGCAGAAAAAAAAAAAGCACACAGUAAAUUUACUACAUUACACUCUUUACACAUUACUUAUCAUUUUUGAUCACUAAGCACAAUCUCCCUUUAAAUUUUUAAGCAUAUUUAGUUGGUCAAAUUAUUUUAAUUUAGUUAGUCACAUAGUACCUGCCAAAUAAAAAUGAUGUAAAAAAAAAACACAAACAUAAAAUGCCUAUAAAGAGUUCAAAAAUCAUCUAAAUAUUUAAUUUACCACGUUUAAUAAAGGUAGAUAUACCGUUUUAUCUAGGUUUUUUUAUUGUUAUUAUACUCAAUUAUUAAAAAACUACAAAGAAUCCCAUAAAACAGUUUUCAUACUCUCCAUCUUGAUUAACAAUGCAACAAAAAAAAGUAGCUUGUCAAAAAAAUUACUUCGUUAGCAAUUAGAUCCAAAAUGAAACAAAACGGUAUACUUGGAAAUAUUUUAUUAUAAGUCUUUCUUGUAGAAAACAUUGAUCGUUGAAAAUUAAAAAUAAUUAAAUCGGCAGGUAUAACGCCUCGGCGUACUGUAAAUAUUUGCCGUUUUUCCGAUAAUUUUUUCCCGGUCUUCCCAAUUAUUAUGAAAAUCUAGAAAGUCAAAAAAAAGGCUUCCUAUUAUGGCAACUAUGUACAAUUUCUUUUCAGAAAAGGUAUUACACUUGAUACAUCGCUGGCGCAGAUCCGUGGUGGGGCGAUAGGGACGGAAAUCGUUCAUUUGCUAAUAAUAAAUAAUUAAUAGUAACAGAAUAUGUUGGGAAACACCAGAACACACAUUAUCUUAUCUGUAUGUAUUUCAUAAAACCAAUGAUAUACUUACGUAUCUAUGUCGUAAUAAUAUAUUGUAUGACCCAUUCAUUCGUAUAGACUUAUACUUGUAUACCAUUCAUUUUAUGAAUUUACAGAAAUAAUACAAAUAAUUAACCUCCAAUAAAGGUUAAAAAGAAAAAAUAGUAAUUCGAUUUUUGAAAAUUCGCCCCCCUUCUGAUUUCUGGAUUGAAACAUCAGAGCAUGUUUCGCGUUUGAAGAGUUGCUUACAGACACAAAAAAAAAAACAGUAGGUAUGAGUUCAAUAAUUGAAACUUUACAAUAAGCCUCAAAAUGUAUGCAAUUAAAAAUAUCAAUAUUAUCCAUAAAUUAUAAUUUAGAUAGCGUUUCUUAUUACUGAGUUUAAUUCAAAAACUAUAGUAAAAAUUAACUAUUAAAAAAUAACACAUUUAAUAAUUGUGAAAAUUUAAUAUUAAAUUAAUAUUUACAAGUGAUUUUGGAAUGUGGUGUAUUCGGCAACGAUGUACGUUUGUAUUGGAUAUAUUUUUCAUUCAAUAAUUAUAGACUUAUAGAAUAUUUUUUGAUAUUGUAUAUAAUUUCAGUGAUGGAAUAUUCUUCCGUAUAGCUAAUAACUGGUGUAAAAAACUCCGCUGAAUUUAAUAGUCUUAUAAUAAAUAGAAUUUAAUAGAUUAAACCAAAAAACCACCAGCCAACUUUAAUCGAAAAAAUGAUUUAAUACAGCAUAAUAGAAAAGUUUUGCUACCAGGGGAGUUUAAUUACGCAUGGUGGUAAGACAACAAUCGAUAUUAAAACAAGAAGAAUGAUGACGAAAAGCAUUUUAGCAAGAAUAAAAAAAUUACGAACAAAAAUCUCAAUAUUGAAAUAAGAAAGAUAUUUGUCAAUAACUGGGUUGCUCUCAGAAUCUAAAAAUAUUUAAUUAUUUACAUUCAAAAUGUGUGUAGGUACUUCACUAUUAUAUAAUAUAUCAAUAUAUCAUAUAUUUUGUAUGUAUACAAUAUACAUAGGUUUAUCAGAAAUGUACAUUCAAAAUCGAAAAUUGUCUUUUUUUUUGUGUUUUGCGACCUUAUAAUAUCAGUAGUUUUUCCCUCUAUCCCUCUAGUCUUACAGUCGACCACAAAACCGUCAUCAUAUCGAUUGCGCCCUUCACCGGUGGGUUUCAUUAUCUUUCUCCCUCCAUUUCGCCUUGGACCGCUGACCCAUUUCUGAGUUGAAUAGCCACCCUUUUUACAACGAACGUAUUCUAUUUCUGUAAAUAAAUUACAAGUCAAACGUUUGACUAAUAUUCAUUCAUAAUUAACAUCCCGUUCUAUUUAUUUAAGACGUAUAAUAACUAUUAUUGUCCAUAUGUUACAUUUAUUGUAAUAUUUUUUUUAACAGUAAAAUUAUUAUUUUUUCAUAUACUUAAUUGAAUAAUUCCUUGUUCCUUUGUGUUAUUUUCGUAAUUAUACUCAAAAACAAUUAAUUGCAUUAUCUACCCAUGUCCCAUAAUCAUUAUAUACCUAUGGGAAAUGAUGUUUAGAUAUUUGUCAACAUAUUUUAGUAUAAUCUAAGAAACCUAUGCAUAUGUAUAUAACUAUAAGGUAAUAAUUACCUUUGCAUAUAACAUGUAUAAAUAAAACCAUUCAACGAAAAGUGAAUUCUGCUUUAGAAAUAUAUAAAUAAACAAACGGACAUACUUCGUACGUUAGGUGGGCUACUGUUGUAAUUGAGAAAUUUGAAUCAUUGAUAACGAAAAACGAUUCUGAGCGGAGUUUGGUUGUACAUGUUUUGAAAGGCCGUAAUAUUUACGAAUUAAAAAUAAUACAUUUCGUAAAUUUUCCCUUUUUUCUCAGUUUUUUACAUUUAUUAUAAAAACAAACUGGGACUAACAAAAAAAAUAACUUCCCUAGAUCACAUUCCUCGUUUUUCUCAGAAUCUAAUGCACUAGGUAUUUAGAUAUUUAAAUUUAUAAUAUUGUAUAUAAAUAUAUAACUAAAUAUAUAUUUAAUAUAAUACUAAUUCAGAUAUUAAAUCAUGUCUAUUGUUUAUACUAGCUACUCAUAACUUAGCACACGUUUUAGGUUAUACUUAUGUGAUGUCCAUACAUAUUGCCCUUGUUCAAAAACAAAGGUAUAAAUUCUAGAUAAUGAGUAGUAUAGGAAACUAUCAUAGUUUAAAAUUAUUUAAUUCUGUUAGUCAGUAGUCAGAGUAGAUUGUGUGUAACUUUAAAAUAGUGUUUUUAGUUUUUGUUAACAUUUUAAAACUAAUAAUGUUAUUUAGUUACACACCAAAGAGUGAUAAAUGUUGUGCUAGUAAUAAAUUUGUUGUUCUUGUGGCAGCAGUAAAUGGUCUAGAAUCCGAAGAUUUAUUAAAAACAGAGGUUUAUCUGUUGGAAAUUAAUUUUUAACAUGAACAUGCGCAUUAAAUAAAUUCAUAUAUUUUGUUAUAUUUAUGUUGCAGAUAAAUCUCCGAUUGAUUCUUGUCAGUGGUAAAACUAAAGAAUUCAUAUUUAGUCCAAAUGAUUCAGCGGGUGAUAUAGCUCAAGCAAUUUUUGAUAAUUGGCCGGAAGGUAAGGAUAACUUCUAAUUAUAUAAUAGUUAAAACUUAUAAAAAAAAUUUUUAAAGGUAUUGUAUGUGACAUGCAAACUCUUAUACAUUUGAAUAUUUUACCCUUAAUAUCAAAAACCGAUAUUGCAUAAAUUUUCCCGUUUUUCUAAUGUUUUUUACCCAAUUAUAUAAAAAUUUAUUAUAAGAGUAAUCAAUGUAUAACAUCUUCAAUACAUUGCAACUAAUCUAAAUUUGCUAUCAGAAACUAUCCCUGAUAUUUUGAUGAUUGGAGGAAGAUUUCUAAUAGUUGUUAAAAAAGAUACUAUUGACUAUUGUUACUAUUCUGACGUGUAGGUGAGAAGUUGAUAUGGCAUAGAAUAUAUAGGGUAGUUAAAUUUAUAUCUGUAGAAAUCUUUAAAUAAAUAAUUGCUAACAAAAAACAAUUCUAAGCAAAGGUUGGUUUAUCGUAUUUUAAAAUGCUGUAACUUUUAAGAUUUUUAUCAAAAUUUGAACUUAAAUUGCAUAUAAAAUUAAUUUUUAGGCUCCACAAAUAAAAUAUAUGCUCAACAAUUUAAAACAAGGUUCGUUAUAAAAUAUGUUAUGUAGUGAAAAAAGAGUCUAUCUUAAUUUAUAAUACAAUUAUAAAUAAGUAUUUACAAUUUUAAAUUUAAAUAUGUCAACAAAUGUUCAACCCAACACAGAAUCGCUUUUCAUUAGCAGUGUUUUAUUUAAACAUUAUUGUAGAUGUAAAUGUAAUAAUAUAUGUAUGUAAAUAUGUAUAAUAUAGCUUAUGAAUUACAAUAUCUAUUUUUAAGGUAAUGAAAGAAAAAUCUUUUUUUAAUUUUUGAAAUUUUUAAAAAUUCAAGGAAAAUGCAAUUUUUUUCAAGUUAUCAAGGUUUUUAGGAAAAAAUAUUGACUUUAAGAGUUUUUAAAAUGUAUGUGCAUACCUAUUAUUGUGUUUAAUUAUUAUAUAGUAAACAAUUGCGUAUAAAAAUUAUCCUUCUAUAUUCAGCACACAGAAUGUGAGUUAUCUAUAGUUUUCUAUCACGUAAUUGAGGUUUUCACAAGAGAACAGCAUUUAUUUCGACUUAUCGAGGUUCCACUGUACUUCUAUUUUCUAUUGUUCAAAAUUAAAAAAACUUAGGUUUUUUCCUACAAUGGUUUAUUAUUUCAAUAACUAUUUAAACUAGAUUAAUUUAAAUGUAUUGACUUUCCCAGCUUUCCACCCAUGGCGUGAAGUAUGUGAGACUAGCUUAUUUACUUUUAAUUAUUGUGUUUUAAAACACCUUAAUUAUUACAUUAUAAAACAGUAAAAGUACACAUCGUAAUUUUAAAAUGUGUUCAACAAUAAUUAUUAUUAUUAGAAUAAAAUUAAUAAUAUUCAUUUGAUUGAUUGUAUGUAGAAUGUCAACACAAUACAGUAUACAUACACGCUGCACCAGUGGUUGGGGGGUAAACCUGGGUAAUAUGGACUGAAUCCAGUGUAUAGGUGACAUGAAAUCCUCCAUUAAAAAAUGAAAAAUAAGAAGUUUUUAUUUUUUCAAACCAAAUUGUGUUAUUUCUAUCAAUGCAAUCGCCACCACAAUCAGAACAUAAUAUUCCUUCCCCACCAAUCACUCUUCAACAAUACCACUGCUGUUUCUAAAAUUGUAUACACAAAACAGGCAUAUUACAAAGUUUCUAUCUUUAAAAUAUUUCUAUUUAUUAAAAUGUAUAUUAUUUUUCUUUGUACAGUAUUUAUCUUUUUUUAACAAUAAAAUCAUAUUUUUUUUUUUUCUAGAAUCUAGUUUAAAUUGUUUAAAACUACAUAUAAUUUAAUGUUAAGGUGACACAGUGUUGAUUUUUCGUGGAUAAAGGUGACAUGAAUCAAAAAGGUUGAAAACCACUGCACUACACUGUACAUUAUAAUACUUGUUAUGCUGGUUAGCUUAUGACUCAAGACAAAACGAUUAUUUACUUAAAAAAAAAAAAAAAAAAAAAAACUGCUAUUCGAUGUCUUCCACUAUGAUUAUGGUAGAUAAAUCCUCGAUGGUAAGCUUUCUUUUGGAUCCUUCCAUAUCUGUAAACUAUGCUCUUUCAUUUUCCCCUUUGAUAGGUCCAUUCUUGUCGCUUUAAGUGCUUGUGAUGGACAUUAUAGGUUGUUAUAAUAGAUCAUAACACACAUUAACCAAUAUUUACAAUGAAGAAUUCAUUUUUUUUUUUUUCUGUAAAUUGGAGGAGAAAUAUUUAUGUUAUGACAAGUGUAGUACAACAAUGCAUGCACAAAAGAAUUAAGAAAUUAACAAUAAUUUUUUAUCAAAAACUGAUUUUGGGAAAAUUAAAGUAAUGCGUAGAUAAUACAAAUUUGUAAUAUUUACUUAAUUAAUCUCAUAUUUCAUAUAAAGAAUAUAUUUUGUUAUUAUUAUUUUUUAAAUUUAAUCUAUGACUUUACUACGACAUUGCUAGGUUAGCUAAGUAACGCAAAUCAAGUUACGAAUAAUAAUAUUUUGGUAAGACCGUAGGCAUAAUAUAAUAUAAAAUGUUUUCCCACACAUUGAUACACGGUUGAUACAUCUCUAUUUUGGAAGGAAAUAUAAAUGUCAUGACGCCAUCGUAAAACAUAUCAAAAACACUAAAUGUGUAACCAGGCCCCAAUACUACAUAGGUACAAAAUUUUACAACACAAUUUUAAUAAUACAGUAAAACUUCCGUUAACAGUCACCUCUAAAAAACAGUUACCUCUGUGUACAGUCAUUUUUUUCAAGUGUUAAACCUCUAUAGAACACCUCUAAAUAGUGGCCAUUAUUUCCGGUCCCUUCAGUGACGUUUAUAUGAAAGUUUUAUUGAAAUUGCAGUGUUUAAAAUAUAUUUUUAUAUUUUACUAAGAAAUAAUUUUUACUUGUGAUUUUAUAUUUUCUGGAACAUUUAUUAUUUAUAAUUUUAUAAAUAAUCAUGGAAAAUAUAUGUUUUUAUUUAAAAAUUAUGAAUAAUUAUUAUAGCCUCUGUAUAAAUUUCAAAAUGUAUAGUAACUCUCUUUGUAUAUUAAAACAGGCACAAAAUUUUGAUUUUCAAAUAGUGACCAAAGAAUAUUAAAAUUAAUAAACUAAUUUAUCAACAAUAACUUUCAACAUUCUGCUAAGAAUCAUAAAUAAUAGUAUAUAUUGUAAAACAAAACUAGAGGGUUGAUGUGCUAUUUGACAUUAUUUAAAACUUAAAUACUGUAGUGUAAAUAUUAGGUUAAUAUAAGUUAUGUAAAUUAGUAUUUAUUUAGUGUUUAUUCAUCUUAAAGUAAACUAGUUAUUAUUAAUAACCAGCUUAAACGUUUUAAUUAUAUUAAUAAGUAAAUAUAAAAAUUGUGUAAUAUUGACUAACGUGUUGUAUCCUAACCCAGUGUCUUAGUUGUAUGAUAGAAUUCAAUGAAAUGCCCAGUACAUAUUACUAUGGUAAAAGUUGAUACAAUUGGCCAAUAAUGGACAGUGUAGAUUUAGAAAGAAAACAUUCAAAUCUUAUUUAAACCCAUAUAUCUAAUUGUGAAUUUUCAUUUUGUAAAAACAAUUAACCAAUCUUACAUUUAUAUGAGUUAAAAUCAAAGUUUAACUUAUUUUGUGUGUAUAUAGUAUAAUAUAAGGUUGCAUCCAAAUUGCGGGCCAAAAAAAAGAGCGAUGUUGGUCGACAACUAUAAAAACGUGUAAAUCUUAUUUACUUAAAUAUUCAAUCACUUGAUCUAAUACAAAUUUUAAAUUGUAAAAUCAAAAAAUAAGAGUCUUUCUAGGAGAAAAGUUUUUUUUGCGAAAUCUAAAAUUUAAAUGAAAAAUUAUGUACACAACUCAACCUAUAUUAUAAUUUCCACACGUAACUAGGAAACACCAUAAAAUAAUAUACUUUUUAAUUUUUAAGAAUGUUAGGUACUAUGCACUUUUAUAAAUUAUAAAAAAAUUAUUGGCAAUACUCAUUGUUCUUUUUUAACUUUAAUCAAGUAAAGUUAAAUAUAAUAUUUUGUAUAAAUGCUUUAAGUUUGUUAUUAUUUAUUAAUUAAUUUAAAACUUAUUUCAAUCUAGCUAUACAUAUAUUUUUUAUGGGGAAAUAAGACACACAUUUUAAUUUGCAAUUGCUUUUUUUUAAAAAAGUAUUUUUAGUACAUAAAAUGCACAGCCCUACUUUUAAACUAAUUCUCUCAAAAAAAUACUUUAUUCAAAAUAAUAUUUUGCAAAUCAAAUUAAGAAGAUUUAAAAUGGUGCCAAUUAAUGUUAGAGUGAAAGCUUCUUUUGAAUUCAUCAUACUGUUAGACUGUAUUACAGAACAUGUAAAUAGUUCAGUUGACUGGCAGCUGAGUUUUUUAAUACUUUCUCUCACUUUGUUUUACAUUAACAAGGCGUAUAAUGUUUAUUUAUUACAAUGAAGAACUCAAAUAUAAACAGAACAUAAAAUAUGUAGAAUUUCAGUGCAUUAAUAUUAAUAUAUAGAUACAAGGUAAAUAAUCAGAUUAUUGUCAUUAUAAGAAAAAUGUGACAAUGUGUUGUCUUUAUAUAUUUAUAAGCACUAUAUUAUUAAAAUCAUACUAACAUACUUCACAGAUGCGUGGGCCAUUGUUUUAGGCGAGAGUUGGGAUGAAAGAGGACAAAUUUAAAGUAUUUUCUAUAUGCAACAAUUAACUAUUGCUAAUGAAAAACAAUUAGACUUGUUUUGAAAGGUCUAAAUAUUUACGAUUCAAAAAUAAUACAUUUCGUAAAUUUUCCCUUUUUUCUCGGUUUUUCUCAUUUAUUUUAAAAUCCUCGUGAAAAUCGAAAAAAAAAAUUCAGUAAAAGUGCUAAAUUUAAAAAUUGGAGAAAAAGUUCCUAAAUAUUUGGAUAUUUACUUUAAAUAUUAAUAAAUGAUUUUUGAAACUUGAUUUAUAUCGGUAUUUGUGUCAGAUGUGCAUUAGUUGGAUGGGCCACAAGUCUUAAGUGGACUACUUUCAGUUUUAGAAGAACUUUCAAAAUUAUAGAUUCAAUAUUUUUUUAAUAACUUUUAUACACAGUCCUAAGUUUGUACUACAGAACUAUAGAUGCAACUAAACCUAAAAUGUUGUGGAUGCUAAAAUUGAAGAUGUCCUAUCUGCUUAUUAGGGCUUCAAAACAUACUGAUAUUUAAUUCUCAAUAUUUUCAAAUAUAUUAUUUCAUUGGUUUAUAAAAAUAAGAAUAAAGAUUUGAAAUUUAGAGUUCCCUAAUUAUUAUGAAUUAUGAGUUACCAUAAACUAUUAGUGGUAAAUUCCACCUAGAUGCUAAAAAAUGAUUUGGACUUUUAUUGAACUUGGAUAUAAUUGAGUUAUAUUUUAGGGCCACCAAAUAAUUUGCAUUAUAAUUUUUAAAUGUUUAUUUAAUUAUGUAAGAAAUAAUAUAAUUGUGGCAUUUAUUAUGGUUUGUAAGUUUUGUAGAUUUGAUGAAAAUUUAAAAUUGUUUAAAAAAUGAUUGUUUAUACUAUUUAUAUGCUAUGAAUAUUAAUGUAUAUUACACACAUUUGUUAUGAUUAUAGAUUGGACAGAUGAAGCGGUUGAAAAAGCUGAGAUCCUUCGACUGAUAUAUCAGGGCCGGUUUUUACACAGCAAUGUUACAUUGGGAGCUUUAGGCCUUGUGCCAGCCCGUACCACUGUGAUGCAUCUUGUGCCCAGGGAGACAUUACCCGAACCCAAUUCACAAGGUGAGAAGUAUGAUCGAACAGUUUCUGGUCAUUGGAUAUGGUAUAAUACGCUCCCAUCUGAUCUACAGUCGGGAUCUGACAAUAUUAGUGAACAAAGCUCAGUAGUUGAUAUUGUUGAUAGUCAAUCUCAAAAUCCUUCUAAUCCUUAAUCAUCCAUGUUAUUGAUAUUCUAUUAACUAUACUCUAAUUGUAUAUUUAGUGUGCAUUUUUGAUCUUCAGGUCAAAUAUAAUGUCAAAACAAAUUUUGUAAAAUCAAAAUAAAAAAUAUUUUUCCUUUAAAUUAAUUUGAACUAAAUAUUUAUUUUAACUAUGGAAAAUAAGGUUUAAAAAUAGUAAUAAUAAUAAUAAAGUAAAAAUAAAAUAUUUAUUUUUAUUUUUAGCUUUGUAUAUUUAUGAGUAAUUUGUUUUAUUUGAAAAACUUUUAUUCGGGUAGUAAAACUGCUCCAAAUUAUUUACAUCAUACUUUAAAUAAUACAUAUUUUUACCUAUGGGUACAUUCUUUGAAACAAUCUUUAGAUACAAUAAAAUUUAAAAAUCGACAACAAAUAUUGAUAAAGCUGUUGAUUUUGAUUAUCAAGGGUUACAAGGGAACGAGGAAAAAACCACUACUACUAUUCCACGCAAAACCAUUUUUUUUUUCAUAUUGCAUUCAGUAUAUAUUAUAUUAAAAUUAUCUUAUAUCAUAUCCCUUUCAAACUUCUCACCUAUUAUAGUGGCCUACCCAUGGUGUUGAUGUAAAGUACUUCUGGAUUUCUUUUUAAUUUUGAUUUGUAAAUUUAUUGUUUAUUUAUCAAGCUGCUAGUUCCUAUUCUUAAUAAUAAUGUAGUGGUAACCUUCUAAAAAAUAAAAAAGCUUUUAAUAAUCAAGACCUAAUUUAAUAUGUAAUAGUUGUUCAAAGUAUUUAAAGUACAUCGUAUGACAUAAAAUAUUAUUAAUUUUAAAUUGUGUGUACAAAAUAACUUAUUAAUUACUACUACUUUAUCAUCAUAAAAUUUAUAAAAAUCAUUAAAAUUCUUUUCUAAGAAAAAAACUAUUAGUUUCUUUUUUUUAAAUUGAAAAAUGGCAUACUCUUCACUUAAUCCAACAAAUCCCAUUUCUUUAAAUAAUUUAUUUGUAAUGAUUAUUAUUAUAUUUCAUAUAAAUAUUGUUGUGUUUUUAGAUCAAAGACAGAAAAGUAAAGGUGCAAGCAGUAGUUGUUGUUCAGCCGCUUGUACUAUAUUAUGAAUGUGUUCUUUAAAAAAGCCGAGCAAUUAUUAUGUAUUUAAUAAAUAAAUCAAGUAUACAACUUUAAAAACCAAUUUGUAGUGUGCGGUAUCACCAUUUCCCUAUUCUAUUUAAUAAAUUGUGACCAUUGGUGGGUUAAUGUUCUAUACAUUUUUUUGACCAUUGUAUAUUUUUCAGACAUCCUAUCCAAUUUUUAUUUUUAUUUAUGUGAAUUAUUAUAAUUAGGUCUAAGGACGAAAAGUGUAAUUCGAUUUUAAAUUAGUUUUAUUAAUACAUCACAUUUAUGGCGCAAAAACUUAAAAAAAAGCGCAAGUAUGAACCUGCCUUAUUUGUUUGUACAAAACUAAAUUUAUGCAAUUUGUUCAGUGCUUAAUUUAUUUAAUUAAACAUCCGGUUUCUAUUAUCAUGAUUACGGAUAACCGAACUAGCCCUUUUUUUUUUUUUUUUUUUUUUGUAUCAUUGCAAUGUAUAAUAAAAAUCUGUAAUCUUAUUAUCUGUUAUCAGUUGUUCGGUCUUCCGUUUAAAAAUUGUUAAUAAAAUAUAUAAAUAUUUUUAUAAAAAUAUGUAGUAUAUUAUAUAUACAUUUAAAAAAGUAACCCAUUAAAGCCCAAAUUUUCAUUUAUUUUUGGUGGUAUAAUCAAAAAAAAAAUUCCUGCUUUAUAUAGAAUAUCCAAAAAUAUUUCUAUUCAUGUUGCUAUAAUAUGGCAAAACACUGCUUUAAUGGGUUAAAGUGCAUGGUAUAUGAUAACGUUUAUCCGUUUAUCUUUAUGAUAUGUAUAAUAUAUGUGUUAAUAUUAAUAAUAUUCAUUCAUUUAAAUUAUAUUUUUGACGUGAAUGAAAAAAUAACUUACAUUUCUUUGAGUCAUGCAUUGGUUUGUGCUCAUUCUUUUAAGUAUAUGUUUUGUAAACUUGAUCUUAUUAUUGUAUGAAUGUUAUGUUGGUCUUCUUACAUCAUAUGGUUUAUAUAUAUAUAUAUAUAUAUAUAUAUGUAUGAUUAAGUAAAUACUAUUAUGGAACUCAAUAUAUAUAUUAUAAUAUGAUUUUUUUUUCGCUUUUACUCUUCUGUGAUUUUUUUUCGUUACUAUUAAAUUUUUUUCUAGUUAAUAUAAUUGUAUAAUAUAGUUCGUAUAUGAAUGUAUAAUCUCACUUUUUGAUUCUUAAUGUCAUUGUGUUUUAUUUCUAAUCUCUUUAUUAUUUUAAAUGAUAAUUAUGUCUAGGAUUAGGUGUAUAUUAUUAUUGUUAUCGUUGUAAUAUGUGUAAAGUAAAUUAAGGAAAAAUGAAAUACAUAAUUACAUAUGAUUAUUUUAAA
This is a messenger RNA of Cinara cedri, 19313 nucleotides long. NCBI's taxonomy places the organism in Eukaryota, Metazoa, Arthropoda, Insecta, Hemiptera, Aphididae. The record is from the annotation of a GenBank genome assembly.